Molecule: messenger RNA, 738 nt
Organism: Emiliania huxleyi CCMP1516
Lineage: Eukaryota; Haptophyta; Isochrysidales; Noelaerhabdaceae
Exons: 3
Coding region: 1-738 (245 amino acids)
Source: RefSeq, a predicted model, not a curated record
AUGAGUGGCACAAAGGCCUACCAGAUCGGGCACCUCAGCCUACUGCGGUUUCGGCACAGGCGCGAGAGGCAAGUGUCACAACGGACCCUCGACGCGGUGCGCGAGGCGCAGGGAGCCGGGGUCGAGCCGUGGAACACGGCAGAGCACGACAAGGCCGUCCACAAUCCAGCGCCCGAAGGCGGGACGACGAACUCGAUGGAGAGCGAGCCGCCGGAGAGCGAGACGUGCGACGACGAGGGGGGCGACGAGAGAGACAAGAGCGCCUCGGCGGACGACGAGAUGGCAUUUAUCGACGAUGCGUUCUUCGAGCUUCCCGACGCGGCAACGGAGGGAGAGGCGGAGGGCGGGGGAAGCCAGAGUCAGUACAGCCAACAGAGCCAGGGGGGCGAGAGCGAGGGGAGCCAGAGCAGCCAGGGCAGCCAACGGGCGCGCGCGAGGAGAGAACGGCGGAACCAGCUCGCGGCGCAGCGCAACGAGGGCGCAAGGAGCGACGACGAGGAGACACCCGACCGCGCAGCAGAGCAAGGACCGAGCGAGCAACCACCCGAAACGGGCCAUCCGAACGAUGGCAGCCAGGCAGACGACGAGUUUACAGUUAUGGACAUGGACGAAGAAAAGCCAGAGGACGAGACAUCCCAUUCACCGAGGAAGCGGGGGCGGUUUGAGAACGAACGUAGCGAUUCAGUGAGCCAGGGAGAGGGGGCGAGCCAACAGCACACAGAGGACGGGGGCCGAUGA